AUGAUUAUCUCAACCUGGAAUGUAAAGGGCAUGAAUAGCCGUGAUAAAGCCAAGGAAGUCCAACGCUUUCUUGAGAUAAAUAACGUCAGUGUGAUAGGGUUGAUGGAGACUAAGAUUAGAGAAGUAAAUGCUAAGAAAAUCUAUAAAAAGCUUGGCAAUAAGUGGAAUUGGAGUUCCAACUAUAAUCAUCAUGAGAAGGAACGAGUAUGGGUUAGUUGGAGAUAUGACAGAUGUAAGCUAGAAACAUGUGAGACUCAUCAACAAUACAUUGCCACAAUAAUCAGCCCCAUUAACAUGGAGGAGAGCUUUCAUGUCGUCUUUAUUUAUGGUCUUCAUAGUGUAAGGGACCGAAAAGAGCUUUGGUUAGAGUUGCUGCGAUUAAGCCACAACACCCCUUGCCUCUUCAUUGGUGAUUUUAAUGCUAUAUACAAAGAGGAGCACAGAAAGAAUGGCUCACAGGUUCAACAUAUGAGAUUCAUAGAGCGAGGUCAUAAGUUCUCCUGGACUAAUAAGGAGAAAGGGGAAAAGCGCACCUUAAUAAAUCUAGAUCAUGCUAUAGGGAAUCUCCAACAGAUGGACAGGUAUAGUCAAGUGAGUGUCUGUUAUGCUAAUCCUCAAACGUCAGAUCACACUCCCAUUAUUUUGACCCUCACCCGUCAAAACCAGAAGGAGAGCAAGCCAUUCCGCUUCCUCAACUAUUUGUGUGAGCACCAGGAUUUCCUAAAGGUGGUAAGGGAGGCUUGGCAGACCACAACUAAAGGCACAGGGCUGCAGAAGCUUUGGUACAAGAUGAAAAAUGUCAAAAUAGGCCUAAAACAGUUGCACACAAAGGAGUUCUCAGGGAUCAACGAUAAAAUUAAAGAGUGGGAAGGUAAUCUUUAUAAUAUCCAAACUGCAAUGCAAACUAGCCCCAUGGCUGACGAGCUUCACCAACGAGAACAAGAAGCAACCAUACAAGUGAGAAGGUGGAGAAAAGUUGAAGACAUGACGCUUCUUCAAAAUGCCAGAAUCAAUAAAAUAAGAAAUGGAGACGAGAAUACUGCUUACUUCCAUGCUACCAUCAAAGAGAGGCGGGCUUCUAUUACUAUCUAUGAGCUUCAAGAUGCUGAGGGCAAGUGGCACAACAAUACAGGAGAGAUCCACAACGAGAUUACCCAGUUUUACCAAAAGCUCCAAGGUACGACGGUUAUUAAUCUUCAGAUGAUCGACAAGAACAUUAUGAGAGAAGGUCGCCAAAUUAAUGCCAGCAACGGUCAGAUUCUUAUCCAGGAGUUAUAUUCCUUUAUCGAUGGAACGCUGACGAUCCAAGUAGAGAUGGUUCUUUAG
Messenger RNA from Amaranthus tricolor (Joseph's coat), 1326 nucleotides. RefSeq lists its product as uncharacterized. The coding region runs from base 1 to 1326 and encodes 441 amino acids. Gene Ontology annotation, molecular function: catalytic activity. The transcript has 3 exons. NCBI's taxonomy places the organism in Eukaryota, Viridiplantae, Streptophyta, Magnoliopsida, Caryophyllales, Amaranthaceae. The record is from RefSeq and is a predicted model, not a curated record.